AUGUCGCGUGAGUUUGAUCAUCUCUUCAAACUGCUUAUUAUCGGUGACAGUGGUGUGGGUAAAAGCUGUCUUCUCUUGCGAUUCGCUGAUAAUACUUUCUCCGGCAGUUAUAUUACGACUAUUGGUGUUGAUUUCAAAAUAAGAACUUUAGAAAUAAAUGGUGAACGUGUAAAGCUACAGAUUUGGGAUACUGCGGGACAGGAGAGGUUUAGAACGAUAACUAGCACUUAUUACAGAGGGACUCACGGCGUCAUCGUUGUUUACGAUGUGACAAAUGGAGAGUCCUUCGCAAAUGUUAAGAGGUGGCUCCAUGAGAUUGAGCAAAAUUGUGAUGUUGUUAAUAAAGUUCUAGUUGGUAAUAAGAAUGAUUGUCCAUCACGGAAGGUGGUUGUAACAGAAGAUGCCCAAAGGUUCGCUAAUCAAAUGAAUAUACCUCUAUUUGAAACAAGUGCUAAGGAAAAUAUUAAUGUGGAAGAAAUGUUUUUAACCAUCACAAAAAUGGUCUUACGGUCAAAAUUGGAAAUGAAAGAGAGGCAGAAUGUCACAGCAAAUGAUGUAGUUAAUAUUAGAAAGUCUGGUCACAAGAGUAAAAAGAAAUGUUGCCAGUAA
Leptosia nina is the source of this 609-nucleotide messenger RNA. The record is from the annotation of a GenBank genome assembly. Lineage: Eukaryota; Metazoa; Arthropoda; Insecta; Lepidoptera; Pieridae.